AAGAAUAUGAUUAAAUUUUUAAGCAGAUUUGGGUUCAAUACAAUAAAAGUAUAUCUUUAAAAUAAAUAAAAGCAACCAUCAGUUGCAGUAUUCAAUACUAAGAAAUAUGAUGUAGACUACUUGACAAAAGUUAAUACAAGUCUUCCAGAAGAAAAACAAGUUAAAUUAUCAUUUUUUGCAGAAUAAUUAAAUGAGAAUAGUGCAAGAUUGGCACAUGACUGUGAUACAGUUUGGUAUAUAUAUAGUAUUAUGUAAUUAUUUAGUUGUUUUGUAAAUGACAAGGUUUCUGCUUAAGUUUUAAGAAAACUUUCUACUCAAGGAAUAGAUUUAAUAGCUUUAAGAUGUGCAGGAUUCAAUAAUGUAGAUUUAAAAGAAGCUGAUAAACUUGGAGUAAGGGUUGUAAGAGUCCCAGCUUAUUCUCCAGAGGCAGUUGCAGAAUUUUCAAUUGCUCUUCUCCUAUCCCUAAAUCGUAAAAUCCAUAAAGCAUUUAAUCGCACAAGAGAUCACAACUUUGCACUUGAUGGACUUGUGGGAUCUAAUUUACAUGGAAAAACAAUAGGAUUGAUUGGACUUGGAAAAAUUGGAAUUUGCUUUGCCAAAAUUUGUAAAGGAUUUGGAAUGAAUGUUAUUGCUUAUGACCCUUAGAAAGAUCAAAAACUAGCUGAAUCUAUAGGAUUUUAAUAUGUUGAUGAAAGUGACAUCUUUUACUAAAGUGAUUACAUCUCUUUACAUUGUCCUUUAACACCUUAAACCAGACACAUAAUCAAUGAACAUUCUAUCACUAAAAUGAAAGAAAAUGUUAUGAUCAUAAACACAGGAAGAGGGGCACUUAUUGAAACUAAGGCAGUUGUUAACGCUUUGAAAAAAAAAAAAAUCGGAGGCUUAGCAAUAGGUAUAAAUCUAAAUUAAAAAUUAGAUGUUUAUGAAUAAGAAGAAAAAUUAUUCUUUAAAGAUAUAAGUUAAGAAGUCUUAACUGAUGAUGUUUUAGCCAGAUUACUAUCAUUCCCCAAUGUCAUUAUCACAGGACAUUAAGCUUUUUUUACACAUGAAGCUUUGAUGAAUAUUAGCUAAACAACUUUAAAUAACAUUUACGAAUUUAAAACUAAAGGAUCAUGUAUUAAUUAAGUCCAUCCAUAAUGAGAAUUUUUAUCAAUAUUAAUUGUUAUAUUCAGCAAUAUUCCCA
Messenger RNA from Paramecium sonneborni, 1183 nucleotides. The record is from the annotation of a GenBank genome assembly. Lineage: Eukaryota; Ciliophora; Oligohymenophorea; Peniculida; Parameciidae.